CAUUUAUUGUACCAGUUUGAUAUAAUAAUUCAUAAGCAGCCUCGUGCCCAACAGCAAGACGAUGACCUCCAUUGUUCUGAGAAAAAAAUGGCUUCUGAAUCCUACCCUCCACCGUUUCGUUCACUUCCAGAUUCAACCCAGGCCGUUGAUUUGGAUGAUCAAGUCAACCCGGUUCAUGAUAUGGACGAUCCGAUUCCUGUGGUGGAUCUCCAGAGCCUGAAACUUGGGGAGGCAUGCGAGUUUUGGGGAAUUUUUCGUUUGGUCAAUCAUGGAGUUCCUCCAACCCUUUUGACCCAACUUCGGGAGAAUGCCAAAAUGGUUUUUUUCCUGCCGUUUGAGUCCAAACAGAACCUUAUCACUAGCCCUCUGUCCUACUUCUGGGAUACCCCUGCCCUUACUCCAUCUGGGGCGGCCUUAUCAACAAAGGGUAGUAGUACCCUCCAGAAUAUCAACUGGGUUGAAGGACUCAACGUCCCUCUAGCUCAACUCAGUCAAUUUCAAACUGACAAUCCCAUAAUUGCUUCUUUCAGGAUUCCAAUACGAUUUCCACCGAAGGAGAAGUCCAUGGUUGACCCUAUUGCAUACGGUUCUGUCAAAGAUGGUUCAUCUUUCCGACCUGCUAUGUUGACUUCGAGUACUUUAACGAUUGAGCAUAAUUUAUGGAUUCUUUGAGGUUAGUAUGUUUAGUUGUUUAUGAAAUAUAUAAAGUCUAACAUCUAGCACACUAAAAAAUCCCUCAUUUUUCUUUGGCAAAUAACGAGUUGUAAGUUUUUCUUUUCUAUUAGUAAGGGGGACAAAGAAUGCGAAAGCCACAAUAAGAGUUUUUUUUUUCUUUUUUUUUUAAGAAAAAUUUGGAGUGUAAAAAUAAAAGCACGUGAUACUGUCUUAGGUCAACUUUCAACACCUUUAACGAUCGGUCGUUGGUCCGAUAAAACGUGGCAAAGAUUUGUGAAGGACGUAUAUAAAUAUAGUUUCAGUAAAACAGUCCAAAUGGAGUACUAUUCGAUUUGAACUUCUAUUUGAACGAUUACUUUAAAAAACUUAACCCUUUCAAGCAUCUAAUUUUAAAUGAAUCAUGCCUAAUCACAAAUGGAUAAGUGUUCAAUUAUAGUUUUUAACUUCAAUUAUUCAGACACGUGUCAAUUUGUAAUUGAUUUUUUAGCAAACAUGUUGCUCCUCUUUCAGUAGCUAGCUAAACAUAGUUCAUUUUAAAUUCUCGUAGAUCCAUUAGUUUACAAAGACAAUUACUGUAUAGAGUGAGAAGUAAUGUCAAUUUCACUACCCUUACCGCUACCUUGUUCUUGCCCUCCUAAAACGGGUGAACUUCAUCUAAGCACUACCACCACUACCCAUUUCGAUUUGUUAACGAGACCAAGCCUAACCCUAGGUUAUGCUACAAGUAGUUUGGCAGUUACAAGUCUGGAUUUUAAAAUUCAAUACAAUAUUGCAUUAUAGGCACUCUCAUUGGUUUCUAGAUAUGCAAAUUAUGUGUAAUUUCAUUAGUUUUUGGUACAUGAGUUGUAUUAGUUGUAUAAGUACAUUAAUGUUAAGUGUUGUCAUUAGUUUUACAUAUAAGAGAAAAGAAAUAGGUAAAUGAAAUAUUAAGGAUGAUUUUGCAAAUAACUUCUUCUACGUUUGGAAGCAUAAAUAAUUUUCGAUUCAAAUAGUUUUUACUAGGAUAAUAUUUAGAUAAAGAUUAAGAAAUUGAACUGUUCUAAUUAUAAAAAUUUAUAUGGGGAAAAUGCGUGGGAGAAAUUUCUAAGAGAUGUGAAUAUUAUCCUAAAAUGAAUAAAUAAAAUGAUGUUUUAAAAAGCCAACUCAUCAGGUACAAAUAGGACCUUUUGGUUAAACAUUCAAAUAAUGAUAUAAUUGUUGUGUUUAUAGGCAAUCAAUAAAAAAGAAAAAAAUAUGAGGACAAAAUGAUAAAAAAACAGAUAAAGAUAAAAAAGAAUACGAGCAUGUGCAUAUAGGUUAGUCUUAAACAAUGUAUUAGGUUAAAGUUGAUCUUAGAAUUGAAUAUAAACGAAAUAAUAUAUUUGACCAUUUGUGAUAUUUUUAUUAACGAACUUACGUUGUUAAAUUAAAUAUAUAAUGCUAAAAAUCAUCUUGAUCAACAAUAAAUUUCAAACAACAUAAGCAUUGAGUUUUGUAACAUUCUUCCAUGCACCAGUUUAAUUAAUGGCUUGAUUUGUAUCACUAAAUUUUGACAAUCAUAAUCGAAGUAUUCAAACCUUCAUGCAUCCGAUCAACAUCUUGUUAAACAUUGAGUGGUAAAAAUAUUGGAGAAGGAUUCGCUCCCUCAUUUCCCCCCUCCCCCAUCCACUCUUCCCUCCCUUUCUAUUUGAAAGGUUACAGUUAAUCUACGUCGAACAUCUUGUAUUCAUUUUUUAUAAAAAUAGAAAGAUAAAAUAGAAAGUGUGAGAGGUGAGGAUGGAAGAAGAGUGAAGAAAAUCUUAGUCCAAAAAUAGCACAUGUGCACAGACAUACCUAUGACUAAUUUAGGAGCCACCUUUCCAAUCUAUCACUCUCUUUUUUCAUAGAUUUUGCCUAGGGUUGAAGAAUGGACCAGAGGUCCCGUGUCGGCACCAUAAUAUUCAGAA
Messenger RNA from Malus domestica (apple), 2600 nucleotides. RefSeq names its product gibberellin 2-beta-dioxygenase 6-like. The record is from RefSeq and is a predicted model, not a curated record. Gene Ontology annotation, biological process: gibberellin catabolic process. NCBI's taxonomy places the organism in Eukaryota, Viridiplantae, Streptophyta, Magnoliopsida, Rosales, Rosaceae.